CUGCGCGGAGGGCACCGCAGGCUUCAAGGAGAGGGCCGGACCGGGGCGUCUUUCGCUGCCGUCGCCAUGUUCCUGUGCGCUGCUCUGCGGGCCGCGGCCGCGCGCUCGAUGAGACAAAUCCGAUACUUACAUAAAACACCAGCAUGCAGUUCAAGUGGAGGAGCCUUAUUUGUGCACAGAGAUAGUCCUGAGAAUAAUCCAGAUACUCCCUUUGAGUUCACACCUGAAAACAAGAAGCGAAUAGAAGCAAUCGUAAGCAAUUACCCAGGGGGACACAAAUCUGCAGCUGUCAUGGCAGUGCUAGAUCUGGCUCAGAGACAGCAUGGAUGGUUGCCCAUAUCGGCUAUGAACAAGGUUGCAGAAAUUUUAGAAAUGCCUCCCAUGAGAGUGUAUGAAGUAGCAACCUUCUAUACAAUGUAUAAUCGUAAACCUGUUGGGAAAUACCAUAUCCAGGUCUGCACUACCACGCCUUGUAUGCUGCGAGACUCUGAUAGCAUUUUAGAAGCCAUUAAGAAGAAACUUGGUAUUAAAGUUGGGGAAACAACACCUGAUAAACUUUUCACAUUGAUAGAAGUGGAAUGCUUAGGUGCUUGUGUAAAUGCACCAAUGGUACAAAUAAAUGACAACUAUUACGAAGAUUUAACACCCAAAGAUAUUGAAGAUAUAAUUGAUGAGCUAAAGGCUGGUAAAGUUCCCAAACCCGGCCCAAGGAGCGGACGUUUUUCUUGUGAGCCAGCUGGUGGCCUAACAUCUCUGACUGAACCACCCAAAGGACCAGGUUUUGGAGUUCGAGCUGACCUCUGAGGAGUUUUGUAAUAUAUGUUAAACUGUCUGGAAAUAAAGUAAUUUUAAUCACAGUAAAA
Centrocercus urophasianus (Greater sage-grouse) is the source of this 863-nucleotide messenger RNA. RefSeq names its product NADH:ubiquinone oxidoreductase core subunit V2 (gene NDUFV2). Gene Ontology annotation, molecular function: NADH dehydrogenase activity. The transcript is spliced from 8 exons. The record is from RefSeq and is a predicted model, not a curated record. Gene Ontology annotation, biological process: mitochondrial electron transport, NADH to ubiquinone. The coding region runs from base 67 to 804 and encodes 245 amino acids. NCBI's taxonomy places the organism in Eukaryota, Metazoa, Chordata, Aves, Galliformes, Phasianidae.